GGCCCCAAGAGCGCUCCUUCGCGAUCGAUCGAGAAAGAAAGAAAUCAAGCGAAGCGUGCGGUGGGGGCUAGAUUUUCUUGGAUCGAUCGUGCAUGGGUUUGAGGCGAGGCCGCGAUCGCGAUCCAGGCCGGGGAUUAUGGGGUUGCUGCUGGUAAAUCUGACCAGAUUUCUGUGCGAUCUCUAUGAUCUCGCCAAGAAGAUGAUGUUGUGGACGGUGCUGCUGUCGUGCCUCCCGCUGCUCUUGCCUUAUCUCUCCAUCGCCUCCUUCAUCGGCUUGGCCGUGUUCUUCCAGGCGGCGUGUGGUGCGUUGGGGCUAGCGCUGCUAAGAGCGCUCCUCUUGACGUGUUUUUCAAACCAAAGGAAUCAGGGAAGUGUGAAGAUCUCUGCCAGAGUCCGAGCGCUGGUAGAGGAGGAUCUAAGAGUGGCCGCUGCGAGCUUUGACGCGUUACUAGUUCUUGGGGAAAGAGAGAGAGAUGUUUAUAACGGAGGAGCUCGAGAAGAUGGAGAAGAAGCUGUAGGAUCUAGUGAUGGGGAAGGAACUAGAGACAGGAUAGAUGAUCGUGAAGCUCGGGAGGAUGAUCAUAACUUGGAAGAACUGGAAGAACAAGGUGGUGAUGCUUGGAUCGAGGGUGAUAGUAUCGACGAACAUGGUAAUGUUGGCCUGGAAAAACAAGAUGGUGAUGCGGACGUCAUAGUGCAGGAGUUUGAUGAUCCGAUGGUAAGAAAUCCAGAAGAGCAACACGAUGAUCAUGGGAUAAGAAACUGGGAAGCACAUCAUGAUCAUGGGAUAACAAACUGGGAAGCACAUCAGGAGAUCUUGAGUUUGCACGAUCAAAAGGAGGCUUUUCGAGUGACAACCUCGUCGUCAAGCAACGAACAACGCUUUGAUGAUGAUAAAUCGCUUCUCUUCAAAGAUGGCCAGGUAGUGAUGGUGGAUUCUAGCCAGGAAACGCAGGAGGCCAGAUUCCAGGAGGCUUUUCGCGAGAAAGCAGAUGAAUCCGUGACAAAAAUCUCCAGGCAGCACUCGGGGGAUAAUUUGGAGGAAGAACAUCCUUUUCUAGCAGCAGGACAGGAGAGCGAGACAAAAGAAUCUCGUCGCGUAGCAAGAGCGGGACAGGUUCAUGACGACGAGAGCUUGCCAUCUUUCUCGAAAGAGUCAAGACUUCCAGUUUCGAUCGGGGAGGACGAUGCAAAGGAGUGCAUGAAGGUGGUGGAGUUUUGCUUGAAACAAGCUGGCGACUACUACGACUAUGGCUGCGAGAGCUUGGAAGAAGAAGAAGAAAUCAUCGACGAGCCUACGUCCCCAAGAGCUCAGUACAAUCGUGACGAAGAACAGGAUAUAUUUCUCCAGGAAGUCAUAUCGCCAGGAUCGUGCUCGAAGCUCCACAGCUCGAUCACAGGGUCCUCCGGAUCGUCAGAAACUACUCCACAGCCUGGAAGAAAUCUCCGAGGCUUCGAAUUUUCCCAGAGCAGCCCCAGCAGCGCUGCGGCUGGCAGCAGACGAAGAACUUAUAGCUACAGCAGCAGCGCUGGGAAGUUGCGAGAACUUCACGACUUUGGGAUUGAUUUGCGCGACCAGAUCCGAGCGCUGCGAAGUUUUCCUCGAUCGAGCUCUGAGGCACGGAUGGAAGAAGGCGUGAGCAGCUGUAGCAGUAGUAGCAACGAGGAUUUGGAUCUCCCUGGCUUCCAGGAGGUUCUAAGAUUUUGGCGAGAGAGAGAGAAAGGUCUGGAGUUGCGUAGACGAAGAAAAAAUCUCUUUGGAAGAUAAAAUAAAAGGUUCGUGUCUUAGA
Molecule: messenger RNA, 1790 nt
Organism: Selaginella moellendorffii
Lineage: Eukaryota; Viridiplantae; Streptophyta; Lycopodiopsida; Selaginellales; Selaginellaceae
Exons: 3
Coding region: 137-1768 (543 amino acids)
Source: RefSeq, a predicted model, not a curated record